GUGAGGAGGUGGAGGAGGAGGAGGAGGAGGAGGUGGCGGCGAGAAGAUGGCGACUUCGAACAAUCCGCGGAAAUUCAGCGAGAAGAUCGCGCUGCACAACCAGAAGCAGGCAGAGGAGACGGCGGCCUUCGAGGAGGUCAUGAAGGACCUGAGCCUGACGCGAGCCGCGCGGCUCCAGCUCCAGAAGUCUCAGUACCUGCAGCUGGGCCCAAGCCGUGGCCAGUACUACGGCGGGUCCCUGCCUAACGUGAACCAGAUCGGGAGUGGCACCGUGGAUCUGCCCUUCCAGCCCAGCGGAUAUCUGGGGGAGGCCCUGGCAGCGGCUCCUGUCUCUCUGACACCCUUCCAGUCCUCGGGCCUGGACACCAGCCGAACCACCCGGCACCACGGGCUGGUGGACAGAGUAUAUCGAGAGCGUGGCCGGCUCGGCUCCCCACAUCGCCGGCCCUUGUCAGUGGACAAACAUGGACGUCAAGCGGACAGCUGCCCGUACGGCACCGUGUACCUCUCGCCGCCCGCGGACACCAGCUGGAGAAGGACCAAUUCUGACUCUGCCCUGCACCAGAGCACAAUGACACCCACCCAACCAGAGCCCUUUACGGGCGGGUCCCAGGAUGCACACCAGAAAAGAGUCUUACUAUUAACAGUCCCAGGAAUGGAGGAAACCACAUCGGAGACAGAUAAGAAUCUUCCCAAGCAAGCAUGGGAUACCAAGAAGACGGGGUCCAGGCCCAAGUCCUGCGAGGUCCCCGGGAUCAACAUCUUUCCAUCCGCUGACCAGGAAAACACUACAGCCCUGAUCCCCGCCACCCACAACACAGGGGGCUCCCUGCCUGACCUGACCAACAUACACUUCCCCUCCCCCCUCCCGACCCCACUGGACCCUGAGGAGCCCACCUUCCCCGCGCUCAGCAGCUCCAGCAGCACCGGCAACCUCGCGGCCAACCUGACUCAUCUGGGCAUCGGCGGCGCCAACCAGGGAAUGAGCACGCCAGGCUCCUCACCACAGCACCGUCCAGCUGGCGUCAGCCCGUUGUCCCUGAACACAGAGGCAAGGAGACAGCAGGCCCAGCAGGUGUCGCCCACCCUUUCCCAGCUGUCACCCAUCACUCAGGCUGUGGCCAUGGAUGCCCUGUCUCUGGAGCAGCAGCUGCCCUACGCCUUCUUCACCCAGGCGGGCUCCCAGCAGCCACCACCGCCACAGCCACAGCCCCCUCCACCACCACCACCUGCGUCCCAGCAGCAGCCGCCCCCGCCACCCCCACAGGUGCCCGUCGGCCUCCCCCCAGGCGGCCCCCUGAUGCCAAGCGCCAGCCUGACGCGGGGGCCCCAGCUGCCCCCGCUCGCGGUCACGGUACCGUCCUCUCUCCCCCAGUCCCCCCCAGAGAACCCGGGCCAGCCGCCAAUGGGGAUCGACAUCACCUCGGCGCCGGCUCUGCAGCAGUACCGCACUAGUGCCGGCUCCCCGGCUAACCAGUCUCCCACCUCACCUGUCUCCAAUCAAGGCUUCUCCCCCGGGAGCUCCCCGCAACACUCCUCCACCUUGGGCAGCGUGUUUGGGGACUCGUACUAUGAGCAGCAGAUGGCGGCCAGGCAGGCCAAUGCUCUGUCCCACCAGCUGGAGCAGUUCAACAUGAUGGAGAACGCCAUCAGCUCCAGCAGCCUGUACAGCCCGGGCUCGACGCUCAACUACUCGCAGGCGGCCAUGAUGGGCCUCACGGGCAGCCACGGGAGCCUGCCAGACACACAGCAGCUUGGCUACCCCAGCCAUAGCAGCAUCCCCAACAUCAUCCUCACAGUGACGGGAGAGUCCCCUCCCAGCCUCUCUAAAGAACUGACCAGCACACUGGCCGGGGUCGGUGAUGUCAGCUUCGACUCGGACAACCAGUUCCCCCUGGAUGAACUCAAGAUUGACCCCCUGACCCUGGAUGGACUGCACAUGCUCAACGACCCCGACAUGGUCCUGGCCGACCCGGCCACCGAGGACACCUUCCGGAUGGACCGUCUGUGAGCUGCACACCCGGCACAUCGCCGCCCAGCCCCCGGCUCCAUCACCCCGCCGGUCAGUGGUCCCGACGGCGUCUCCCUGAGCCCAGGGACGGCCGCGCUCCGUCCUUCGCAAACGGCCGAGCUUGUGAUUCUGAGCUUGCAAUGCCGCCAAGCGCCCCCUGCCCACCCGCCCGCCCCCCAGCUGUCCACCUCCCUUGGGAGGCCGCGUGUCACCCCCGCGGAGCCUCCCUGCGCGUGCUCUCUCGCCCCCCACCCUGGGCCAUGAGCCGUCGUCCCCCUGUAAAAUGCGGAAAGCGUGUUGGGGAGGGCCGCCGGCCUGGAGGGGGCGCUGUGGUCCACGGCGGCGGUGGGCUGAGGUGCAUUUUCCGACUGUUGUCCAGCUCUCACUGCCUUCCUUCGUUCCUGGUCCCCCGACCUGCCCGCCACCCCCAGCCCGAGGUUAGGUAGAGAGCCAGCCCCACCCUGCCAAGGGGAGAAGGCACCAGAGAGAGAGGCAGACACAAAGCGAAAUAAACACUAUUUUGACUGCUGUCUUUUA
Molecule: messenger RNA, 2548 nt
Organism: Acinonyx jubatus (cheetah)
Lineage: Eukaryota; Metazoa; Chordata; Mammalia; Carnivora; Felidae
Gene: CRTC1
Product: CREB regulated transcription coactivator 1
Exons: 15
Coding region: 47-2011 (654 amino acids)
Biological process (GO): positive regulation of transcription by RNA polymerase II; protein homotetramerization
Cellular component (GO): cytoplasm; nucleus
Molecular function (GO): cAMP response element binding protein binding
Source: RefSeq, a predicted model, not a curated record